Necator americanus (New World hookworm) is the source of this 2346-nucleotide messenger RNA. RefSeq lists its product as uncharacterized. The record is from RefSeq and is a predicted model, not a curated record. The transcript is spliced from 21 exons. NCBI's taxonomy places the organism in Eukaryota, Metazoa, Nematoda, Chromadorea, Rhabditida, Ancylostomatidae. Bases 1 to 2346 code for a protein of 781 amino acids.
AUGUUAGCAGCUGACUGUGAGUACCGCAUACGAUUUCGCACGGUUUCAAUCAGCAAAGCGAACCCGCCGUCGCCAGGCAUAGUUCAGAGCAGGAAGAAAUGCAGUCUCGUCCAUCAUCAAGAGUGGCUCAAAGAACACACUGCUUCCACUAGCAGAACUCGAUGUGUUAUUCACGCCGCACCAUUGGAUCUUAUCUUCAUAUUGGAUAGCUCAGGUUCUCUGCGGGACAAAUUCCAGGAUGAGAUUGACGUGAUUCGCCGCAUCGUAAGACAUGUGACCAUUGGCGAAACCGCCACUCGUGUGAUGCUUAUCCAGUUCAGUGGCACGCAACAUUUGGAGUUCAAUUUCAAUAAAUUUACUACCCGUGAAGAACUGCUGGCGGCGCUCGAUGUACUGCGGCAUGUGUCUGGCAUCACACGAAUCGGUGGUGCAUUCGAAUUCGCGCUUGAGGCGCUUAAAAAUCCCACAAAUGGCCUCAGAGACGCCAGCGUUCCAAAGAUUCUUUACUUACUGUCGGAUGGGAGAACCCAUGACUAUCCAAAGGACUGGGAGAUGGUUGAAGUUGCAAGGAGAUCAAUACCAAGCAUUGACAUUUGGGCCUACGGUACUGGAAACUACGUUGCAAUGAGCGCAUUGCUCAACUAUACUCAGGACGUGUCAAAGAUUGCAACGAACGCAAACUUGGUGGGUCUGGAACGUCAGUUCGAUCCUUUUCAUGGGACAGAAAUAUGUGAGAAAAUCCCAUCGUGUGUGAAGGGAUCGGACAAACCCGUAGACUUGGCUCUUCUCAUCGAUGCUUCCGAAUCUCUGGACCAACUAUUCAAAGAGCAAAUUCGUUUUGCCGAAGAGCGGAUUCUGAAUAACAUUAAUGUCCACCCAGAUGCCGUCAGAUUGGCAUUGAUUACAUAUUCUGGCCAAACGUUCGUUCACUUCAAGUUCAACAGCAACCAGUUCGGUAACAAUACAGCAGUGUUGAAUCACCUCGGUACACUGCGAUCCAUUAAAGGAACUACGUCCACACAUAAUGCGCUCAGGGACACCUUUGCUCUACUCAACUCAAGCGAUCCCAACGAUGGAACGCGACUGAGUGUUCCUAAAAUGGUAAUCAUCCUUACUGAUGGUCAUUCAGCACGAGCUCCAAAGGAGAUAGCUGAGACCAUGAGAGCUCAAGGAAUCACUAUUCUGGCAGUGAGUGUCACCCCAAGACCUUACGUAGAUGAAGCGGAACUUCUGCAGAUAGCCGGUGAACAGUCGCGAGUUUUUACACCUCGGAAUGCGCAUGAGUUUGAGGCUGAACUUAUGAAGCAUGUAGGCUUCGGAUGCGAAGGCCUCGAGCUUGGACCAGACUCUAAACCACGUGUACGCGGGGCAACAGACGUAACAUGCAAUUCGAAUUCGGUCACGUUCACCGUCCGGACACAACGUCCAAUGCACGGACUGAUGUAUGCUCAGCAUUUUCAUGAUAUUCCGGAGUGUACUGUGAGAAAUGACGGCUCUUCGCGCGAAGUAUCCAUAACAUUUUACGACGGACAAUGUGGACUGUACAAAACUCCUUCGCAGGCUCGCGAUGGAUAUAUCUUCAACAUUACCGUGAUACUCCAGUUCCAUCCACUCAUCAUAACAAGAGCCGAUCAGGGCUUGGAUGUUGACUGUUUCUUUGCACAACCUCUCACAGCUCAAGAGAUGACACGAGUUGCCAAAAGUGUGGCGGACACAGAAUGCAGCUAUCGUCUCCACAGAUACAGCCCAUCGCAAUGCGUAGCCUUGGAUGCAAAAGUGGGCGAAACUGUGUUCCAUAAAUGGCAGUGCGAUAGCCCUCCUGUGUACAACUACCUGGUACAUGAUUGCUACGUGAAGUCGGAACGAAGUUCUGUGCAAAUCCUCGACAGUGAAGGAUGUGAAAUAGAUCACCACUUCCUGGAAACACCCAACUACUCUCGAUUCAAUAAACAAGGGGUGGAAGCUUACGUAUUCCAGGAGAUGUCCGUGUUCAAAUUUCCUGGAGAAGGAAACGUGAUCUUCCAGUGCAAAAUUUCACUCUGUGACAUGGAAAAUGGAGCAUCGGAUUGCUCAGCGCAACUGCCACCGAAAUGCGCAAAAAAGAAGUCUACGAUUGCGUUUCGAGAAAAACGAUCAACUAAACCAAAUCCACUGGUUCCUUCUCCUGCAGUUGUCGACCAAACUGCCGAAAUUGGGAAUCCAACCGGUGCUAGGCCUCGUCGCAAUGUGGUGACCACCAAGCAAGGUUUCUUCAUGACACUUGAAGUCGAAACAAGGACGCUCAACGUUUUGCUCAGCGAAAAUAUCCGUCCAGAAAACUCCGUGAAGUACUGUGACAUCUCAUAA